AUGUGCUCCAGCUUCCGCUCGUUGCUGCCAGCUCUCCGCGGAGUCGCCGCUAGAUGUCCUCCGUCACAAAUCUGCACAUCUUUGAGAACAUAUGCUACUGAAGCAGUACCAGGUUACGACCACAAGCCUUCACAUUACGGUCAACCGCUCUUUCAGUCACACCCCCACCUACUUAGGCCCAAUGAACUCACACCUGGGAUUCCGUCUGAAGAGUAUGAGCGCCGUCGGAAAGAACUUAUGGACAGCCUACCUAGCAAUAGUGUGGUGGUUCUGAUUGCUGCACCUGUUAAAUACAUGAGCGGAAGUAUUUACAAAUACCGCCAAGGAUCCGACUUCUGGUAUCUCACGGGCUUUGAAGAACCCGAUUCUGCUGUUGUCCUAGAGAAGAAUGCGUCUUCUCGAGGAUAUAGAAUGACACUGUUCUCCAAUGGGAAGGACUCUGCGAAAGAGAAAUGGGAUGGUCCAAGGACAGGCUUCGAUGAUGCUCUGAAUGUCUUUAAAGCGGACGACGCGCUAACAAUCAAGGCUUUUCCUGGUCAACUGCGAUCCAUGAUUAGCCUCUACUCUAAUGUUUAUAUUGACCUUCCCCAGUCUCCACGCAAAAAUGCGCGUUCCACCAAGUCAUUACUUCGGUACCUCUCGCCUUCUGUCAAUCCUCGGUCGGAGUAUGAGAGUGUCGUGGAGUCGUUGUCAAGCUCCCGGCGGAAACCUCUUGCUCCUCUCAUUGCCCAAUUAAGAGCAUUCAAGAGUGUCUGCGAGCAACAAGUCAUGAGAAUGGCCGCUGACAUUAGCGGUCGCUCCCAUGCGAAGACAAUGCGCUUUACACGACCCGGCAUCUCAGAAAGUGCACUGGCAGCUCAUUUUGAAUAUUUGUGUAGUCUAUCAGGUUCACAGCGCCUUGCAUAUGUCCCCGUUGUUGCAUCUGGGCCAAAUGCACUCAUCAUACACUAUACAUCGAACAAUCAAGUUAUACAAGAUGGUGAAAUGAUUUUGAUGGACGCUGGAUGUGAAUAUAACGGUUACGCGUCUGAUAUCACUCGCACAUAUCCAGCCAAUGGAUCCUUUACACCUCCGCAAAAGGAGCUAUAUAGCGCAGUGCUAUCUGCGCAGAAGACUCUUGUGGGGCUAUGCACUGAGGCAGAGGGAUUGAGUCUUCAUGACUUGCAUCGAAAAUCUUGCGACCUCCUCAGACAGGAACUGAAACAGAUAGGCUUUACUCUCCAUACAGGAGAUCUGGAGAGAAUACUUUACCCUCAUUUCCUCAGUCAUCCAAUUGGGAUUGAUUUACAUGAAUCAUCAUAUUCAGACAGAGGAGAACUAUUGAAAGCUGGGAUGGUAAUCACUGUAGAGCCAGGAAUAUAUGUCCCGCCUACUGCCCAGUUCCCAAAGCACUUUCAUAACAUUGGCAUUCGGAUAGAGGACGAAGUCCUUGUUGGCGAGAAACACUCCGUGGUUCUCAGUGUUAGUGCACCAAAGGAGAUUGCAGAUGUAGAGGGUGCAUGUCAGGGACUACUAGGACUGGAGCCAAUUUGA
This is a messenger RNA of Suillus fuscotomentosus, 1533 nucleotides long. RefSeq names its product peptidase M24. The record is from RefSeq and is a predicted model, not a curated record. NCBI's taxonomy places the organism in Eukaryota, Fungi, Basidiomycota, Agaricomycetes, Boletales, Suillaceae. The transcript is spliced from 14 exons. Gene Ontology annotation, cellular component: mitochondrion. The coding region runs from base 1 to 1533 and encodes 510 amino acids. Gene Ontology annotation, molecular function: metalloaminopeptidase activity; manganese ion binding.